UGUGGGAUAAGUAAAACAUACUAUGUGUUUUUGUGCUACAGGUGAAGAAAGCUUAAUUCUUCUAGAUGGAAAACAUGAAUUUCCCUUCAGCUUUCAGCUCCCACAAGAGCCUCUGGUGACCUCUUUUACUGGGAAGUAUGGCAGCAUUCAGUACUAUGUGAAAGCAAUCCUGGAAAGGCCCGCGGCGCCCGAUCAAAGCGUGCAGACAGAACUGCAGGUUAUUAGCCAUAUCGAUGUCAACUCGCCCGCGCUGUUGACACCUGUUCUAAGAAGUCAGGAGAAGAUGGUUGGCUGUUGGUUUUUCACCUCUGGGCCAGUGUCUCUGAGUGCCAAAAUUGAGAGGAAGGGAUACUGUAAUGGGGAGGCCAUACCAAUCUAUGCAGAAAUUGAGAACUGCUCUUCUCGUUUGAUUGUUCCCAAAGCUGCCAUUUUCCAAACACAAACUUACUUGGCCAGUGGGAAGACAAAGACCUUCCGUCAGAUGGUUGCCAAUGUGCGAGGAAACCACAUUGCCUCUGGGAGUACAGACACCUGGAAUGGGAAAACGCUGAAAAUCCCACCUGUAUCCCCUUCUAUACUUGACUGCUGUAUUAUUCGAGUAGAAUAUUCAUUAGCAGUAUAUAUCCAUAUCCCUGGUGCUAAGAAACUGAUGAUUGAAAUGCCUCUGGUGAUUGGCACAAUUCCAUGUAUUGGAUUUUCAAGCAGGAACUCCAGCAUUACCAGCCAGUUCAGUAUGGAUAUGAGUUGGCUGGCAUUGACCAUGCCAGAGCACCCUGAAGCACCACCAAAUUAUGCUGAUGUAGUGUCUGAGGAAGAGUUCUCCAGACAUGUUCCUGCCUAUCCACCACCAAUCGACUGUGAGGAACAACUGUGUUGUCCUGUGUUUGCUUACAUACAAGAGUUCCGGUUCCAGCCUCCACCUCUUUAUUCAGAGAUUGAUCCACAUCCUACUGAUGUAGAGGAAACGCAGCCGGUUUCAUUCAUGCUUUGAAGAGGAUUUGUAAUGAGCAUCAUUGUGAUGAAUGUCUUACCUUUCUGCUGCUUCAGCUGAUAGUGCAGCUAAAAAGGAAACAGUUUUCUUUUUCAAACUUAAGUUUGCAUACAAGAAAGGUCAAGGAAAACGGAGAUGGAGGUAUGAGCAUGUUUGGUGAUGGAAAAGAACCUGCUGGAUUAGUCUGCACAGAGGAUAUCAUGGGAGCAGCUAUGAAUGGGGUACCAUGAAAAGUACCUGAAAACACUGAAGGUCUUUUAAAAGGUGGAUAUUCUGUAUAAAGUACAAGG
Molecule: messenger RNA, 1281 nt
Organism: Tinamus guttatus (white-throated tinamou)
Lineage: Eukaryota; Metazoa; Chordata; Aves; Tinamiformes; Tinamidae
Source: RefSeq, a predicted model, not a curated record